This is a messenger RNA of Symbiodinium necroappetens, 1707 nucleotides long. NCBI's taxonomy places the organism in Eukaryota, Dinophyceae, Suessiales, Symbiodiniaceae. The record is from the annotation of a GenBank genome assembly.
AUGGUCACUCGAGGAAAAUCAAGGUUGGCAGGCCUGGGCCUUUCACUGCUGGGCUUGUAUCUGGGCACAUAUUUCGGCGUGGCCUUUGUUUGCGGCAAUGGCCGUACCAAUGCGCCUGCGACACCACGGUCCCAGGUGGCUAUGAAGGUCGGCCCAGUGCCUAUCCAGCUGCCGUUCAUGAGCGAGCCCAUUGAUGGCUGGACCUUCGCGGUAUCCAUGAUGGGUCUCUUCUUGGCAGUCGCUGCUUUUGGCGCCUUCCAGGUUUGGAGGCUAAUGUUCAGUGACGAGCUGGGAAGCUACGAGGAGAUCAAAUGGGGAGGUGCUCGGCCGCCCAAAGAGUAUGUGGAAGAGAUGAAGAGGAUCGAGGAGAGCAGCCCGGCGAGCACUUUGAGCAGAGAGAGAUCUCGAGUGCUUGACUCUCGAAGAUGGCAUAUGCUCUGCAUUUACAUGGCCCUCGGCAUCUUGAAUCAGACCCUGUGGCUUACCUUUGCUGCGAUUCCAGAUGCAACAGCCAGAAGAUACGACAUUCCGGAACAGUACGUCGCGUCGUUAGCGGUGCUUUGCAAUGCCGUGUAUGUACCUGGCUCAUGGAUCUGUACGGCAAUCCUUAGAAGCUCUGGACUUGCCAGAGUUAUCAAAUUCGCCUGCUGGCUACAGCUGCUGGGUAGCCUCAUACGCUUUUUAGCGGACGCAGCCUUUCGGCGCUGGUCGGGUCCCUUCGCCUUCCUGUUUCUCUUCAUCGGCCAAGGUGUUGCAGCACUGGCAUCCCCGCUCAUCAUGAACACACCCGCAGUUUUUGCAAACGCCUGGUUUGGCCGGCGUGAGCGUGAAGGGGUGCUGGCAGUGGGUGCAUUGAGCCCGAUCUUUGGACAAGGGUCAGGUCCUCAGAGGCUUGGAUCCGCCAUUGCUGGCUUCGUUGUCACUGGCUAUGAAGCGGAGGGCACGGAGCAGCUCUUAGCAGGCCAAGCCUCAUUGAGCGCUCUCAUGGCUCUAUGGACCAUUGGGCAGUUCGUCGAUGCUCCGGGGGAGAGCUCGCAGGAAAUCCGCAGCGAGACUUUCAAGGAAGGUUGGAAGUUAAUGCGCCGGCUCAAUUUCUGUUUGAUUCUAAUUAUCUUCAACUGUGGCAUGGCCUUGGCAGCUGCGACGCUGACCUUGUUUGGAAAGAUUGCAAGCAACUGUGGCUACACCUCCACGGAAGCUGGCAUUGCAAGUGGUAUGUUCAUGGUUGGGGGAGUCGUUGGCUCACUCGCGACAGGUUCGCUCCUGGGAGCAACUCGAGCCUACCGCACAAUCCUCCGAUGUUCGAUCAUUUCCGCAGUCAUGUUUGGACUAGUGUUUCUUGUUAUGCUUCGUCCCGGCAACUUGCGUGGGCUCUUGAUCACCACAACCUUCUUCGGCACUUUCAUGAUGAGCGCUUUGCCGGCCUUGUUGUCAAACGCGGUGGAAGAGACGUACCCAACUCCUGCUGACAUCACCACAGCGCUGCUUUUCAAUUCUGCCAUAUUGCUCCAGGUGUUCUUUAUCCCAUUAUCUCAAAGCGUCCUUACCAGUCAGGGAGAUACCUGUGCCUCGUGGGGCUCGGCUUAUAGCGUCUUUGAGAUCUCCGUUGCUGGUGUCGGCUGCUUACUGCCAGCCCUACUCUACCAUGGCAGGAACAACCGACUGCUAGCUGAGCUAGAGGAGGAGCAGAUGCACGAAGGAAGCUGA